Molecule: messenger RNA, 6111 nt
Organism: Puntigrus tetrazona (Sumatra barb)
Lineage: Eukaryota; Metazoa; Chordata; Actinopteri; Cypriniformes; Cyprinidae
Gene: mdc1
Product: mediator of DNA damage checkpoint 1
Exons: 10
Coding region: 50-5818 (1922 amino acids)
Biological process (GO): positive regulation of transcription initiation by RNA polymerase II
Cellular component (GO): nucleus
Molecular function (GO): protein binding
Source: RefSeq, a predicted model, not a curated record
AUUCAGGAAAUGGUUUCCAUGGGUUCUGCACGAUAAGCUAGAGAGGAGGAUGGAUGCCACUCAGCAGAUCGACGAACCCUUCUCUGAAGAAGAAGAAGAAGAAGAAGAACAGGAAGCGGAGGAGAAAGGAGGAUCAGAAAGAGAACAAUUAGCAACACUAAAGGUGUUCAAAAAUGAGCACAUACCAGAGGCAGAAUUCCCCCUCUACAUCGGAGAGAAUGUCAUCGGCCGUGAUCCUGCUGUCUGUUCUGUUCUUCUUCCGGCCCGAUCUGUAUCCAGUCGGCAUGCUGUUAUCUCCAUCUCUGUGUUCCGCUCUAGCAAUGAUCGUUUUGCUAAUGGUGAAGAUAUAGAAGCACUUUUAUGGGACAUGGGGAGUUUGAAUGGAACCAGAAAAGGCAGAUUGAAGCUGACUCCUCAGGUACGAUAUGCUUUGAACGAGGGAGAGAGUGUGGUGCUCGCUGACGUGCCAUGCCAGUACACUAACCUGAAGAUCUCAAAGAAAGAUACACUCGUAACUCCAGAGAAAGGAGGUUUGCCCAAAAAGCAGCAAAAAUUAAGUUCAGCUUUAUCAAGUAGUGACUCGGAGUCAGAGUUGAGUAAAGGUGUGCGGAAUAGGUUGAAUGUAAAAGAUAGGGGCUUUUUGCCACCUGUGCCUUUAUGGAGCCCUGAGGAUGAACAACCCAAAAUUAGUUCAACCCAGGCAGCUCACAAACAGCCUGAGAUCACCCUGGUGCCUGAAUCAGACUCAGAUGGAGAGAGUGCGCCGGAUGAGAGGAAAGAUUUUGUUUCAGACUCAGCGUCUUCCUCUCAUUUGUGUAGCUCCACAAAUUCAUCAUUCCUGACCCCUGCAAAAAAUGUCAUUCCAGAGAGUGAGGAUGAAAGCUCAAUCACUCCAUCCUCAGCCUCAAUAGACCAGUUCAGACUAAGGCAAUCCCCUGAUGAGCCUUGUUCAAAGUCAUCUAAGCCUGGCCCUCUAGUUCUUAAUCUGGACAGUGACAUUGAUUUUGAAGAAAAGGACAUGGAGAAAAGCAAGCCCGAAGCUGAGGCUCAGCCUGAAUUAGCUGCAAAGAUGGAACCAGUAUCUUCCGCUGAAUUUCAUAUGGACAGUGAUACUGAUGUUGAGGAAGAGGAACCAGGGUCAAGUAAGACUGGACCAGAGGCUCAAAAAGCAGUAACUCUAGAGAAAUCUCUAUCUUCAGUUGGGCUUCAUAUGGAUAGUGAUACUUAUGUUGAUGAAGAGGAAGAGAAAAAUAAAACUGAAACAGAGGCUCAGAUUGAACAAGCUCUAAAUGUGGGACCAGCAUCUUCAGCAGAUCUUCAUAUGGACAGUGAUACUGAUGUUGAGGAAGAGGAACCAGAAGCAAGUAAGGCUGAACCACAGGCUCAAGAAACAGUAUCUCUUGAUAAAUCUGUAUCUUCAGUUGGACUUCAUAUGGACAGUGAUACUGAUGUUGAAGAAGGUGAGGAGGAGAAAAUGGAGACUAAACCAAUGGUUCACACCAAAGAAGCUCCAAAAGUGAACUCGGAUCUUCAUAUGGACAGUGAUACUGAUGUUGAAGAAGGUGAGGAAGAGAAAAGCGAGACUAAAUCAAAGGUUCACACUGAAGAAACUCCAAAAGUGAACUCCGAUCUUCAUAUGGACAGUGAUACUGAUGUUGAGGAGAAUGAAGCUUCUAUAACUGAAAAUGUCUCCAAGGAAGAAGUCAAAGAAAGUGCUUCAUCAUCAGCACCACAGCAUACAGAAUUUCACAUGGACAGUGACACUGAUGUUGAGGAUGAUAUUCCCAUAAAGGUUUCUAUUGCUACAGAGGUCUCACAUCCCAUUGGAGAAGGAAGUGAUGUCAGGCCUACAUCAGCUCCAGAGUCAGAGCUCCACAUGGACAGUGACACAGAUGUAGAUGAAGAGAAUGAGGAUAAGGAAAAGGCGAAGGCCAAAGGUCUUCUGUUAAACAGUGAAACAGAUGAUGAGGAUUCUUUUAAACCUUUACCAGGCAAAACUGAGAAGGAAGCACAGAGUCACAAUGUUUCUGUAGGUAGCAAAGCUGAGCAAUCAGAAGAGAGCACCAAUAAAAAGCGAGAUCAUCAUUCUCAAGCAAAGACUAAUCUUGAGGAACAAACCCAAGCUUUUGGCCACUUUGAAGAAGACUGGGACUUACUGCCCACACAAGCAUACGGAACUGCUGGAACCAGUGCUAGGCUCAAACCAACCCAUCUUGAUUUUGAGGCUACACAGGCAUAUGGAACCGAGACAGACAUGGAGGAAGAGCAGGAGCCUCUGAACCAUACCCAACCCUACUCCAACCUCUCAUCUGCUGAAACUCAGCUCAUCCCAGUAGCAAAGCCAGAUAAUGAGGAGGAGGAAGAUAAAGAGACACAAAAUGACUCUCACCUUUCCACAGCAGACACUGUGAUCAUAUCCAGCACCCCAAAACGGAAGGAGGAGCAGACGCAGCCUUUUUCUCUCUUCACAGCGCAAACACAACUUGUCUGGGAGGGACAAGACAAAGAGGUUUAUCAGAAUGAGCCCACCCAGCUCAUGACAGACACUGUUGAAGAAACAGAAGAGGCUGAGGAGGAGAACAUGAAACGAGGUAGGAGAAGCCGUGGUGGAGGGACAGUACCAGCUAAAGACAGUACCAGUAAAAGCACCAGCUCCUCUUUUAUAAUUGCUGAAACUCAGCCCAUGUGUGAGCAAGUAGAGGCAACAGAUGCAAAUCUGAGUGGGGAUGGCUUUCAGGAACCAAGUACAAGACAACAGGCUGAGAAAUAUGAUUCCGCACAUCUUACUGAAAACAACUUUAGCUCCCAUCUCACUAUAGCUGAAACGCAAUGGAUGUGUGAUGAUGACAGUGCACCAGAUCAAGACAAAGUGGUCAGUAGUAGUCAUAUAGAAAAACCCUCCAGUUCUUUUAUCGCUAUAGCAGAAACACAGCCAAUGUUUAAGGUAGAUGAAGCACCAGAGGAUAAUUUAAACAGUGAGGUCAGCACAAGACAAAUCGAAGGUGAGCCUGUACAUCAUAUUGAAAAGGCCUCUACCUCUAAUCGUGCCAUCCCUGAUGCACAAUCUGUUGGUGAAGACUAUGAGGAACAAAAUCCCAGCAGCAAGAUGUCCAUCACAAAAUCACGCAGGUGUAGAUCGAAAAAACAGAAGGAAGGCCAACAACCUGCUGAGGCUUUUGUCAUUCACACUGUAGCAGAAACACAACCAAUGUAUGAGGAAGAACAAAUUGACGAUCUGAAAAGUGAGACCAGCUCUGGGAGACAACAAGCACAUGAAUUCAAAUCUCCAGAACUUGCUGAAACAGACCUGAAAGCAUUUGUCUCUGUAGCUGAAACACAACCUAUGUGUGCAGAAGAGGCACCAUAUGAAGAUCUGAUUAAUGCAGUUAGCACCAGAGAGAUAGAUGAAGACAAAUCAACAAAUCUCCUAGUACCCUCAAGCUCCCGUGUCAGCAUAGAUGAAACACAGCCUAUGCUCGAGAAAGGACAGGAAAAAGACGUCAGCAACAAGAUUACAAGCCCAAGAUCAUGCAGGGGUACACCAAAGAAAGACAAGGUAACACCAGCUGCUGAGGCUGCUGUUCAUCAGACAGAAACCCAACCAGUACCUGAAGAAGUGAUUGAAAAGGAUGAAGAUCAGAACAGUGGAGUGAAAUCCAGGAGAUCUCGCAGAGGAAGGCUGAUAAAAGAGGACAGCAUUCCACAGGAGAACGCCCAAGAAGGCCCUAGUGGCAGAAGCAGCAGAAGACAGAGAAAAGACAAGGCAGAGGUGAAGAAGGAGACAGCUGCAUCUAGUAAAGUUCAAGGUAAACCUAGAAAAGGGCAGGAAGGGAAAAGAAAGAGGGGGAAAGUGUUGUCUGAGGAUGAGGAAGAGAGUGAAGAAGAAAAAACCACAAGAAGAGGAACCAGGCGGACAGGUAUAAAACUGAAGUGUAAUGAAAAGGAAAAAGAGGAAAAAUUAGAUGAGAGGAAUGCCCAAGAAGAGAAAGAAAAGAUGGAGAAAGAGCUCCAAGAACAAAAGGAGACAAAGAGGUUUGAGAUGGAAGAAAAGGAGAGACUGGAGUAUGAGAGAAAGAAACAAGAAGAAUGUGAACAAAGAAAGCUGGCUGAAACUGAAAUGAGACAAAAACUAGAAAGGGAGCAGAAGGAAUUAGAGGAAAAAGAACAACUGAAACGGGAAGAAGAGGAAAAAAUUAGAAAAGAAAAUGAGAGAAUUCAGCUAGAAAAAGAACUUUUAAAAAAAGAAGAGAAUGAGAGGUUGGAAAGGGAGAGAAGGGAACUAGAAAGGAAGGAAGACGAAAGAAUUCAGAGAGAAAAAGACCAUUUAGAGAAAGAAGAGAAGGAAAGGGAAAUGCUAGAGAGGGAGAGGAGAGAACUAGAAGAAAAACGACAAAAGGAACAAGAUGAAAGAAUUCAAAAGGAGAAAGAACAAAACGAGGUGGAAAGAGAACAAUUAGAAAAGGAAAGACAAGAAACUGAACUUCAGAUGAAAGCAAAAGAGCAAAAAAGGACUAAGGAGAGAAACCAUCAGAAACAAAAGAAUGAGGAGGACAAGACACAACUAGAAACUCCACUAGUUCCUCCAGCCAGACAAGCACGCCGCUGCUCAAACUCCUCUGUGAACUCCGAUCAGUCUGUCUUCUCACAACAGGAAGUGUCCAGCCAGAGGGGACGAGGACGAGGCAGGGGCAGAGGCCGAGGGAAACAGACAGCUGACGAGCCACCCAUUAGUGCUAGACGGUCUAGCAGGAGAGGACUAGUUAGUGCAGUUGAAGACACAGAGCAGGACUCCAAUUCAACAACCCGUUCCCGAUCCCACUCCAGUUCUAGAAGUUCUGAAAGAUCUGCUCAUAGUGUCGGACCUUCAAACCAAGGAACCAGAGGCAGAGGCAGAGGCAGAGGCCGAAAGAGUAUGAAACUGCCAGAAUCGGAAGAACUUUCCCAAGCUAAAACUUCCGGAAAAGGCAGGGGAAGAGGAGGAAGGCUUUCUGGUGUGGAGAAUGUAUACGUCGGAAUGGACAAUGAUCGUGAACAAGAUGCUAAGGUGGAGGAGGACAACACUGCUGUACCCCAAACCAACAGCAGAGGUCGUAAGAGAGCAGCCAACACCAGCACAUCCCCUGAAGUGGUUCCUUCACCCACACCCAAGACUCCAAGGCGCUCUGUGGCUAGUCAGGCGCACAAGGUGUUAUUCACUGGGCUGUCAGAUGAGGAUGGAGAGAGAGUCGUCUCUCGGUUAGGUGGAAGCCUGGCAAAAGGAGUGAACGAUAUGACUCACCUGGUGACUGAUAAAGCGAGACGCACUGUUAAGUUUUUGUGCGCUGUUGCCAGAGGGGUGCCAAUCGUGACUCCUGAUUGGCUGAAAAAGUGUGGAAAAGCUGGCCGUUUCCUUUCUACUGAUGAUUAUAUAUUGAAAGACACCGAGCAGGAGAAAAAGUUUAGUUUCAGCCUACAGGCCUCACUGCAAACGGCUCAAACUCAACCCCUUUUAAAGGGUUAUGAGAUUCACGUAACCCCCUCUGUGAUGCCAGAACCGUCUCAAAUGAAAGAAAUCAUCACUUGCUGCGGAGCACGCUACCUCCCCAAAAUGCCCUCUGCUCACAAGGAGCAUGCCGUGGUGGUGUCAUGUGAGCAGGACAGGGCUCUUUGUGUUAAGGCAGUGGGUAUGUCAUUGCCCGUGGUCAGCACAGAGUUCCUAUUGACUGGCAUUCUGCAGCAGAAAGUUGACCUCCAGGCCUUUUCUCUCACUUCCUCUCUCAACACGUCCAAUCAGCCUGCGGCCCCCAAAGCUGCUACCAGGGGCCGAAGAAAACAGUGACAGUGACAUAGGAAAGGACUUGUGUAAUACAUUUGUGAUCAAAUUUGAUGUAAGGAGGUUUCGGUAUAGAUCGCUUAGAAUGAAUAUGUGAUGCAUAUGCGUACAGUUAUAGGUUAGAUGAGAUGCUGCUACACUUGUAACCACGCACCCGACUGAUUCCUGUGAAUGUGAGAGCUGGAGAGAGUGUGAGGUGAAUGUCAAUGUAUGAUGAGUGUUAGUGAUGGGAGAAUGAGUUCCUCUCACUUUUUAAUGUAUUACUUCAAUAAACGCUUUCACAGCCAAAAUAACGCAAA